Messenger RNA from Hippoglossus stenolepis (Pacific halibut), 1820 nucleotides. Its product is annotated as centromere protein U. Lineage: Eukaryota; Metazoa; Chordata; Actinopteri; Pleuronectiformes; Pleuronectidae. The record is from RefSeq and is a predicted model, not a curated record. The transcript is spliced from 14 exons. Gene Ontology annotation, cellular component: nucleus. Bases 109 to 1482 code for a protein of 457 amino acids.
GUGGUACAGUCCAGGAACUCAAAACAUUUUGCGGGAAGCUGUGAGGAAACUACGAGCAGCGGAUUGUUUACAAAGUGGAACCUGAUAUUAAAGCUGCAGUUCUUCAACAUGAGUGCCACAAACGGCAGAAGAGCCAAGGCCCCCCCAGAGAGUCAAAAAGCUGCGUCUGUGGAUCAAGCAGAGCCUCCCAACCUGUCUUUCAUAGACAAAGCUUCCUUCAUGGAGGGGCUGCAGCUAAACGAUGGUAACCCUCUGCACAGUACCGCCAUGGAGGAAGAUUUAAACGUCUUAGUGGAGGGACAGAUGGACAAAGGAAAAGCAGGAAGAGGGGACGAUCAUCAGAUGUUGAAGAAGAAACAGCGUGGAGCUGCGGUGAGGAGGGAGGUCACAGAGACGGGAGGCGAGAAAAGGAAGAUAAGUAGGAGAAAUCCUGCAGAGAAGUUCAAAGCCAGACCUGAGAAAGGAGCAAAAGGGGAGAAAAAAAAGGGAGAACCUGAACCGGAAGUCCCCGCCACUGCUGAGUCUGACACCAGCGUCACCCCCCACACAAGCACCAAACCUCCCCCAAAGGCCAACAUUCGCAGACAAGUAAUUGCGAAGAGGAGGAGUGCUGGAAAGACCUCUGCAUCGAGGCCAUUGAAAAAGCAGCAGAUGAAGGACAUGAAGAGAAAGAAUGAAUCAGACCGUGGAAACUCCAUUGACUCUGAAUCACAGCAGGAAUCGAACACAGGCCAGCACAGCCGUAGUAGAGUCCUGUCCUCUGAUGAGGAGGUGGACGAAGGCACAUAUUGGAAGCCAAGUCCAAAGAAGGCCAGAGUAUUUAAUUUGGGCAAAAGCAGAAAGUCUUCACCUGUUCGGUCCCAACCCAGAAAGUCUUCAUCAGGCAGCGCAUCUGCAGUAGCUGAUAGUUCCAACACCGAUAAAAAGAAGAGCAAGAGACGUGGUCGUCAGGCAACAACAGAUUUAGAGGUGGUGCUGGAUGCCUUCCUCGAUUUCUGUGACGAGGACAGGGAGUCUGUGGCGUCUAAAUCUGUCAAACAGUCCAUCGAUUCCUUCUCCUCCAAUGUGAAAGAGCAAAUCCUGGAAAAGGUCUCGACAUACAAGGAGCUCAGGGUUCUAAAGAGAGAAAAUGCCAAGGUGGCUUCUUUGAUAAGCACAAAGACAAAGAGACUGUUGGAUGCCAAACAUGAGCUGAUGAGAGCAGAGAGACAGGUGACGCUGCUACAAAAGAAGGAAGCUGAACUUGAGCUCCGUUUAGAUGAUCUGAGACGAAGCCGUGCCUUCCUCCAUGACAUCAGAGACCUCAACCAGCAUUAUCUAGACUACCGACAACAACACCCCAAAGAGCAAGAGAUGUACGGGGCGUCCAGCUUACCAGCUCUGCUGCUGGAGAGGAAGCAUGUUCAGGCAGCAGAGCAUCAGCUGAAAACACUCAAUGACCAAAUGGAACAGAGGCUGAAGAAGAGUGAGACUUGUAAUUAAUACACUAUAGAAUAUUGUCAUACACACACUCAAAGCAUAUAUGUUGUAUAUACAAUAUGAGCUGUACUAAAACUACUGGAUUUUUAAGGCCAGAAGCAGCUCGACAUUUUGAUUUACACUCCGUUAAACCGCCAUCAUUUUGUCCACAAGUGGCUCACUGUUUAUUUACAUGUUUAAAAGUAUUAAUAGCAUAUUUCCUGUCUUUGUGUCAUAUGAUCUGUACAAACAGGAUGUACAUCAAUAGGUUUCCUUUCUUGACAUAACAUUAAAGUUCUACUUUCAUGUGAUGUUGAAAUGCCUUAAGUAUAAAAAUAAAUUUAGACUAACAUACAAACCUA